Molecule: messenger RNA, 1941 nt
Organism: Acanthocheilonema viteae
Lineage: Eukaryota; Metazoa; Nematoda; Chromadorea; Rhabditida; Onchocercidae
Source: the annotation of a GenBank genome assembly
AUGAAUCGAAAAGUAUCAUCUGGCAACAAUGAUCUGAAUAGCUUCCAACCAAUUUCAUCGCAUCUGAAAGAACAAAUUUUAAAUCCAUUGACAGCCUCCAUAGACGGAUUAACAGGAUCAUUAGAAUGUCACGAAUCAGAUCCUGAAAGCAAUCCCGAAUUGCAAUUCCUCAAAGAUUCAUUGGUUGUAGUAAAACCCCUAAUGUCAUCCAAGACAACAGAAAAACCAUCAUCAACUUCAAAUAUAAGAAUAGGAAAAGAAGUUGUCUUCACUGCAUCAGACCUCAAUCUUAUCACUGGAAAUCAUCAUAUGGAAAGGCCAAUCCCAAGAAAGCAUCGUAGCUUCUUAGAUGGAUCAAAUCAAUUCACUACUGGUUGUAAUGCCUUUUCACCGUUAACAAUACAAACUUCAGAAAUGAUCACUGGUAAAAGAAAUAACGAAUCGAUAUGUAAUACGACAGAAACUGAUAACGAAAUUAUUGAAUUAAGAGCGCAAAUUGAUUCUCUCUACUCAAAAUUGAACGAAAUUCAGCGCAAAUGUGAUCAAAAUUCGCAAGAACAUAAAAAAAGUAUGCUCAAAAAUAACAACAAUAUCAAUGAUACUAAUAAUGAUAGCUACGGAUAUUUGAAGAUUGCUAAUGAAAAUGCAAAAUCGAUUAGCUGUGUACCAAAUGAAAAUCCACAGAUUUAUCAAUUUAUUACAAAUAGCAAUGGAAGGAUAUCUUUAGAAGAAAAAAAAUUGGAACAAUCGGGAGAAUUGUGUGAUAUCUGGGAAAAAAAAGAUCAAUUUGACAAUACAGAACUGAUAACUCCUAGAAAUUGUCAGGAAAAAACUUUAAAUGAAAUGAAAGCAGAUGAAGAGAUUGUUUUGGUUGAGUGUUCUGAAGAAACGGCCGAAGAGCAAUUAAAAAAUGAUGAUCAAAAUUCAAUAGAUAACCAUCUUGACAAGUGUAAUUCCGUCACAGCAACUGAGACAAAUAGAAACUGUCAAUUGCAAUCUUUUGAUGAUAGAAGAUUGGAACAAAAAGAGGAUAAAUUAAAAGAUCAGUAUAGCAACAGUGCUUCAUAUAAGCUUGAAACAAAAGAUACGAUAAUUGCAGUGAAACGAAUUAAGGAAUAUUGGGAUGCUACAUGUCUUUCACCUUCUCAAAUUAAACUGACAAAAGAGAAUUUGGAUUGCAUCAAUCUUCAACAUCAACACGAAAAAAAUAAACCUUGUUUUCCACCAGCUAAUCAUCCCAUCCAAUCUUCAACAUCAAUUAUCGGAUUUCAACAACCGAGAAUUGCUUUCCAACCACCCGUACGAUUUGCACCAAUGUUAUGUUUUCCGAAUAUUCCAACAUCUGCAGAAAAUCAUCCAUAUUUUCCACCCUCAUACAAUCCAUUCUCACAAUCAGAACCAGUUCAAUUCUUAUCACCAAAUCAACUACCAAAACAAUUCAUACCAACGAUGACCACUCCAAUGCAAGCCUUUCAACAGCGUCCAAAUCCGCUCCUAAAUGUUCAAUUUUCAAAUCCAAUCAAUGCUACUACAAAUUGUUCAACUAUCAAUUCACUACCACAGAACAGUUAUAGCACCAAGCGUAAAUUGCCAUUUAAAAAUGGGGUAUUACCAGCAGCCAAAAAGAAGCUAAUGAAUUCGAAAUCACGAAAUGCAAGCGCACAAACAAUUCCAUCGAUGAAUGGUUUAGUUAAUGUUCCAAACUCCAUCAGUUUUGAUCAUUUAACAAAAGAACAAAGCAUUGCUACGAUUAAGAAUCCGUUCUGUUCAAUGCAACUACCAACAUGUCAACAAAUGAUGAAUAUGAAAGAACAAAGUAUUCCAAUGGCAAACUUGGAAACACUCCCAAGAAAUUCGGAGUUACAGCAAAUCGCAAAUACAUGCAAUGCUGUUACGAUGCCUCAACCUGCAAUGAUGAACAAUUAUAACUGCUUUAUAUGA